Messenger RNA from Arvicola amphibius (Eurasian water vole), 3378 nucleotides. It is a transcript of the gene Nadk2, whose product is annotated as NAD kinase 2, mitochondrial. Gene Ontology annotation, cellular component: mitochondrion. Bases 168 to 1520 code for a protein of 450 amino acids. Gene Ontology annotation, molecular function: NAD+ kinase activity. The transcript is spliced from 13 exons. Gene Ontology annotation, biological process: NADP+ biosynthetic process; NAD+ metabolic process. NCBI's taxonomy places the organism in Eukaryota, Metazoa, Chordata, Mammalia, Rodentia, Cricetidae. The record is from RefSeq and is a predicted model, not a curated record.
CCCCCGUCCCCCUCAGAUCGUCUCGGGGGCUCCCCGCCCGCGCCAGCGUCUGGGCACGUCUCCCCGCUAGUGGCGCUUUCCACGCACGUCCCCGCACUUAACCUCUGCGCGCCCGGCGUGGUGCUGGCGGCGGGGAGUGCGAGCCUGCAGCGGCAGCCCGGCGGACCAUGACUUGCUACCGGGGCUUCCUGCUGGGCAGCUGCCGGCGCGUGGCGGGUGGCCGGGCGGCUCUGCGGGGCUCGGGUGCGGACGGCCGGCGGCACCUGGGGCACGGGCAGCCGCGCGAGCUGGCGGGCCGCGGUAGCCGCGCAGACGGCGGCUUCCGCCCCUCGCGGGUGGUGGUGGUGGCGAAAACCACCCGCUACGAGUUCGAGCAGCAACGGUACCGCUACGCGGAGCUCUCGGAGGAGGACCUGAAGCAGCUGCUUGCAUUGAAAGGCUCGAGCUACAGUGGGCUACUUGAACGACAUCAUAUUCACACCAAAAAUGUAGAACAUAUAAUUGAUAGCUUACGGGAUGAAGGGAUUGAGGUUCGUCUAGUGAAGCGGAGGGAGUACAGCGAAGAAACCGUGCGAUGGGCAGACGCGGUCAUCGCGGCCGGAGGUGAUGGCACAAUGCUCCUGGCAGCGAGUAAAGUUUUGGACAGACUUAAACCUGUCAUUGGGGUCAACACGGAUCCAGAACGGUCUGAAGGUCACUUAUGUCUGCCUGUCCGAUACACACAUUCCUUCCCUGAAGCCUUACAGAAGUUUUCUCGUGGUGAGUUCAGGUGGUUGUGGAGGCAGCGUAUCCGGUUAUAUCUGGAGGGGACUGGCAUAAACCCCACUCCCGUGGAUCUUCAUGAACAGCAGCUGAGUUUGAAUCAGCACAGCAGAGCCUUCAACAUUGAAAGAACCGAAGAUGAAAGAUCCGAGGCUUCAGGACCCCAGCUUUUGCCUGUGCGAGCACUCAAUGAAGUCUUCAUUGGGGAGAGUCUGUCAUCCAGAAUGCCUUAUUGUUGGGCUGUAGCAGUGGACAAUUUAAGAAGAAGUAUACCCAAUCUAAAGGGACUGGCUUCCUACUAUGAAAUUUCAGUUGAUGAUGGCCCGUGGGAAAAGCAGAAGAGUUCCGGCCUCAAUCUGUGUACUGGCACAGGAUCAAAGGCCUGGUCAUUCAAUAUCAACAGGGUUGCAGCUCAGGCUGUUGAAGAUGUAUUAAAUAUUGCAAGACGACAAGGAACUCUGACUCUCCCAUUGAACAAAGAAUUGGUAGAAAAAGUAACAAAUGAAUAUAAUGAAUCAUUGCUCUACAGUCCAGAAGAACCCAAAAUACUUUUCAGUAUUCGAGAGCCAAUAGCAAACAGAGUGUUCUCAAGUAGCCGUCAGCGUUGUUUCUCCUCAAAAGUUUGUGUCCGUUCUCGAUGUUGGGACGCCUGCAUGGUCGUGGAUGGAGGGACUUCUUUUGAGUUUAACGACGGAGCGAUUGCUUCGAUGAUGAUCAAUAAAGAAGAUGAGCUUCGAACAGUGAUUCUAGAACCGUGAAGGAUUUCCUCAAGAGACAGAUCUGAUUACUAGAAACAUUUUUUUCAGCAGAUACAGAUGACCAGCCAUAAACCUACAUUAUUUCGGUUCUUACUGAGACUGGCUACCACUAGAGUCAGAGGUGACAGAGUGGGAUCCAUGUGCUGUUCUGUUCCAUUCUGCUAGACAACAGCUAUUCACCAUGGGGGAGAGACGGACUAUAUGGGUUAGAAUGAUGUUGGUGAAGUUUCUAUAUUAUUUACAGUUGGUAACCAAGAGUAUUGAUAUGCUUUAGAAAGGCAGGUUAAAUAAAUAAGUAUUUAGGAUUUCAAAUUUAACUCUACAAGCCUUUUUGUUUUUGUUUUUUUCUUCCUAACUUUGUGGAAUUGGCUGUGUGUCAUUUGAUUAGUGCAUUAUUUUUAUAGUACCUAAAACUAAAGAUUUUUAAAAAUUUUGAUGGAGAAUUUUGAUAAAUCAUGAUGUUGACAUAACUGAAGUUGGUACAUGUGUUUUUAUAAAUGUUAAGAAUUUUCUAAUUCUAGGAAAUAAUGAUGAAAUCACUAUUAAUUGAAAAAUAUCAAAUCAUUUAAAAAUAUUUGUAGGUAAAUUCUGACUUCUUUUGGUUAAUAUCAACAAUGAUAGAUAAAAUACAUCUUUUGGAAGAAAUCAUGCCUUGUAAAUGUAUUAAUUUUUCCAUAGCAAUUGUUGGUCAAACUUUUUGUUUUUUGAAAAAUAACUUGAUUCCAGUAGCCCCCCCCUCCUGUUUUUGAAUCUCUAGUAUGAACUCAAGGAUUAGAAGGAUAACCAGGGAGCAUGUUCUGUUAAGAGUUUGGUAAAAUGUUCAAACUUUCCUUUAGUUUUAGGCAUGUCAGCAAGAGAAUAAGACAUAGUUUUGGAAUUGCCUUACUUUAGCAUUGUGGUUUUCAUUUACUGUAUUCCAAAUUUUAAACAGUAGCUUUAGAUGAUAAAACGUCAGCGCCCCCCCCCCCCCCACUAUGAAAACCACUUUAUCUUUGAAGGAAAUAAUUUUUAUGUAAUUCUUGGUCUCUGUAAAGGUAAUUAAUUUCCACAAAGAGCUCCCACUGCUGAUUGAUAAAAUGGUGUUCUGUGCCCUUGCUCAGCAUGGAAUAGAUUUCACUUGUUUUUCCCAUUGACAAAGUUUUUAUUGAAGACUCAUUCUGUGCCAUCUGUCACGAUAUGUCAUAUAAUGAAGUGUCGGAUAGACAUUGAGAUAGACCGUUGGUGGAACUCAAGCCUAGUAAUACCUGAAAGCUAGGACACAUGAUCAGAUAGAUCAAAUGCUCUUAGCUUUGCCAAAUUCAACAUGCUGCUCGUUAUUAAAAAUGAAUGUCAGUGUGCAGGGCAGUCUAGCUUCGUCCAGGUUCUACUGUUCAUCCAGAACGUGUUUUCUGGAGACUUCAGCAGGAGAUACGUUAGUGUUUUUGCUGAGCCAAGCCUUAAUUUCUAGUUUAAUUUUUUAAAUGAUAUAUUUAAGAUACCAGUUUAUAAUGGAAGUUAAAUUCCACACUAUAGAAAUUCCCCUAAAAAGCUUAAAAUACCUUGUUAGGGAAAAAAAGCCACUCAUAUCCUUACUGUAUCUGGGAAACCUGGUUGUCCAUGAUUUCCCACAGAUGUAUUAAUAUGUCCCACUGACUGGUAACUAGCUGUGUGGAGUUGUUCAUAAGCCACACUUGGAAAGAUAUUAAAAUGACUGACCGUGCUAUGUCCGCAGUCUAACCUCUGCUCUAUGGCAGGCAGGGAUUUAUUUCUAAUAGGUAAAUGGUAAAAAAAAUGUAAUACAUGGUGUCAAAAAUGUCUUUUUGAAUGGGAUAACCUUUAAUGACCACUGUAUGAAAAUAAAAUUAAACCAUUGUCUGUC